UGGAACCCUGGUACCUAGGUUGUGUUUGAUGACCUUUGGGAAACUACCAACAGGACUUGAAUUAACUUCAUUCAGACUCGGGCUGCUGCUCACUUGGAAAAGCCAGAUGGCUUGAGAUGGGGAACAAUACUAACCCUGAGGGAACAAUAUCAACCCCCACGGCCUGGCAAUGUGUGUUUGUUGGGAGGAAUCGCACCUACUGAACAACCUCAUUCCUCCUUCACUUUGACGGCUCCACAUUGCCACAGACAAUGAAUAGCAAGCACCAACAACAUGCAGCAUGAAAGGUAAUAUUAUGGCUGUGCUACCACUCUGACCCGAUAUCUGACUGAUUCCUCUUUUACUUCCCAUUCUGCUCCCCCUACUCCCUCUCUGUGCCUUAUCCCCGCUCCCCUCUCAGCUUGAGAUAGUUGUAAAGGCUUGCAGCCUUGCUCAGACCUGCGAGAUGCCAGCCCCAUCUCCCUCCCCGCCUUACUCCACCAACCCUCUACCCGGACUCGUCGGUCUUGAUGGCGAUGACAAUGCAGGAGAGGUUACCUGGGCCACCGGCCGUGAAAGCUCAGUUUCACGGUCUGGGAAGCGCUCGCGCAUCCACCCGACCUUGACCAACAUCCAGCGACCGGUCGCGUCUCUCUCGGGCGCCGCAUCCAUUCCCCCCUCAGCCAUCAUCGAUGCCGCAGGCGCUGACCCAACCCUCCCACUGCUCAGCCCAACCGCGCCGUCCGCCGCCGCCGCCGCGAGCCCGGACCGGCCCUACCUCCCGCACCAGCCAAAGUCCCUCGCCGGCAUCGCGCUGCGGUCAUUCUGCCUCGGCAUCGCGCUCGCCGUCGGCCUAGCCUCGACGCUCUCGAUCCUCCUCUUCACCAACAGUACCCUGUGGCGCCUGCCGUUCUUCCUCGCCGCCCUCUCGACCUUCCACUUCCUCGAGUUCUGGACCACGGCCGCCUACAACACCCCGGCGGCCAACGUGGGCUCGUUCCUGCUCACGGCCAACUGGCCCGCCUACGCCAUCGCGCACGCCGCCGCGUCGCUCGAGUGCCUCGUCACCAACGCGCUGUUCCCCCGCCGCGACUGGGCCCUCCUGGGCACCGGCCCGCUUCUCCUGCUGGUGGGCCUGGCGUGCGUCGCGGGCGGCCAGGUCGUGCGCUCCGCGGCCAUGGUGCAGGCGGGCCCCAGCUUCAACCACAUCGUGCAGCGCGAGCGCGGGCGAGGCCACGUCCUGGUCACGACGGGCAUAUACGCGACCCUGAGGCACCCGAGCUACUUUGGCUUCUUCUGGUGGGCGCUGGGCACGCAGCUGGUCCUGGGCAACGUCGUGUGCUUCUGCGCCUACGCUGCCGCCCUGUGGCGCUUCUUCAGCACAAGGGUCCGCGUCGAGGAGGAGCUGCUCGUGGGCUUCUUCGGGGACGAGUACGUCGAUUACAAGAAUAAGGUCGGGACCAAGAUCCCGUUUGUGCCCUAGGCUUCUUCUCAGACCGGAAACAUGGAGAUAGAGAAAUGGUGGCGCUCCGAAAUAUAGCAAUAUUGUUUCAGGGGUCAUGGGCGACAUUCCUGGACCCCGAAGCGGAAUGUACGAUAUGCGAGGAGGAGGUAAGGGGUUUUGCCCUUGCUUUUGGAGGCCUAUAUGCCAGAUACCGUAGUUCUCGGUGGUUUAUCCCAAUAGGAUAAGCCCCUUGAUUACUAGCGACGAGGGUUAUUAAAUGAGAAGAUAUCGUUAUCCCAUCCCGCACCACUUG
Phialemonium atrogriseum is the source of this 1736-nucleotide messenger RNA. Its product is annotated as protein-S-isoprenylcysteine O-methyltransferase. Gene Ontology annotation, molecular function: protein C-terminal S-isoprenylcysteine carboxyl O-methyltransferase activity. The coding region runs from base 446 to 1462 and encodes 338 amino acids. The record is from RefSeq and is a predicted model, not a curated record. Gene Ontology annotation, cellular component: membrane; endoplasmic reticulum. NCBI's taxonomy places the organism in Eukaryota, Fungi, Ascomycota, Sordariomycetes, Cephalothecales, Cephalothecaceae. The transcript has a single exon. Gene Ontology annotation, biological process: C-terminal protein methylation.